Lactuca sativa (garden lettuce) is the source of this 738-nucleotide messenger RNA. The record is from RefSeq and is a predicted model, not a curated record. Lineage: Eukaryota; Viridiplantae; Streptophyta; Magnoliopsida; Asterales; Asteraceae.
AUGGAACCUAAGUUGAAGGUUAAGAAGGAUAAAGAUGGUGAAAAAGUUGAUCCAACUGAAUAUAGGCGAGUGGUAGGUUGUUUGAGGUACUUGACUCACACUCGACCAGACCUGUCCUAUUCAGUUGGAAUUGCAAGUCGUUUCACGGAGGAACCAACCACUUUGCAUUUUCAAGUUGUGAAACACAUCUUACGAUACGUAAAAGGAACCGUUGAUUAUGGACUCAACUAUGGAAGAGGUCGUGAAAUUGAAGAUUUGGUUGGUUUUACCGAUAGUGAUCUUGGAGGUGACCUUGUUAAUAGCAAGAGCACAAGUGGAAUGAUUUUCUAUUUGGGAAGGAAUGCGAUAACUUGGCAAUCCCAAAAGCAAAAGACUGUUGCUUUGUCCACAUGUGAAGCCGAGUUCAUGGCAGCUACAACAACAGAAUGUCAAGCCAUUUGGCUUGCUAAUCUCGUGAAAGAGCUCACGGGACAUCAUAUCAUGCCUAUCACCUUAUAUGUUGAUAACAAGUCAGCAAUCACAUUGAUGAAAAAUCAUGUGUUUCAUGGACGAAGCAAACACAUUGACAUUCGUUAUCACUUCAUACGAGAAUGUGAUGAACGUGGGCAAAUUAUAGUCGAAUAUGUCAACUCGAAGGAUCAACGGGCGGACAUCUUUACAAAGGCUUUAGCAUACGUGAAAUAUGGUGAAAUGCGAAACAUGAUCGGAGUGACGAAUCUCGAGCCAAUUUCGGUUUAA